This is a messenger RNA of Rhinichthys klamathensis goyatoka, 1377 nucleotides long. RefSeq names its product polycomb group ring finger 5b (gene pcgf5b). The record is from RefSeq and is a predicted model, not a curated record. Gene Ontology annotation, biological process: regulation of transcription by RNA polymerase II. NCBI's taxonomy places the organism in Eukaryota, Metazoa, Chordata, Actinopteri, Cypriniformes, Leuciscidae. The transcript is spliced from 9 exons. The coding region runs from base 317 to 1024 and encodes 235 amino acids. Gene Ontology annotation, cellular component: PRC1 complex.
GAACUGGAAAGUCCUCCGCCCCCUUCCCCAUAACAUCUCAAAUGAAAGCAGUUCCGUAUUCCGUGCCGCUACUACAACCAUCACUUUCAAUAGCCCAAAUUCGGUCAAGCCUGUUUGUAAAAAUCAAUGCGCAUCAUCGACAUGGACCCAUCAUAGAAGGUCUGUCUAAAAGGCAUGUUUAAUUACCCUUGAUGUCAUGAAGGACGAGAAGGCCAGGGGCCCUUCAGCAGUUGAGCCACGGAGUGGUUAAAUCUUCCUUCUACCUUCAUCCUUACACCAUCUGUUUUCCCUCCAUCCCCACUUUGGUAACUUGACAAUGACAUCACAUAGAAAUCACCUGGUGAAGGACUUCAACCAUUUCAUCACCUGUUAUGUCUGUAAAGGGUACCUGAUCAAGCCAACCACUGUGACAGAGUGCCUGCACACCUUUUGCAAAAGCUGUAUAGUCCAGCAUUUUGAGGACAGCAAUGAUUGCCCAAAAUGUGGUAUCCAGGUUCAUGAAACGAAUCCCUUGGAGAUGUUAAGGCUGGACAACACUCUUGAAGAAGUCAUAUUCAAACUUGUGCCCGGUCUUAGAGAAAAGGAACAGCAGCAAGAGGUUGAAUUUUGGAGAAGAAACAAAUCGAAAGAAAAUUCUAAUGAGGAUGGCCCUAUAUGCAAGAAGGCCCGAGUAGAUGAAGAGGAUGAUGAUAAAGGUGAUGGGGACUACCACAGGAGUGAUACUCAGAUAGCCAUCUGUCUGGACUGCUUGCGUAACAAUGGGCAGAUAGGAGAGAACAUUGUUAAGGGUUUAAUGAAAAAAUUUAUUCGCUGCUCAACAAGAGUGACUGUUGGAACAAUUAAGAAGUUUUUAAGUCUGAAGUUAAAGCUUCCCAGUUCGUAUGAGCUAGAUGUUCUAUGCAAUGGUGAGAUCAUGGGUAAAGACCACACCAUGGAAUUCAUCUACAUGACCCGCUGGAGGCUUCGGGGAGAAAAUGUAUACCCAAUGGUACUUGAAUAUCGACCACGCAUUGACUUUGGCUAGGUUGAAAUACCCUGCACUAAUUUCAUCCUAUGAACAGACAGCGAAUUGAAUGGACCAGUUCUGAAGAUGUACUCUACCCAUCUCUUCUGUUUAGUUUCAUUCGUUUUUUUGGUCGAAAGAUUGUCACUUACAACAUUGUGAUUUAUAUCUCUUCCUGUGUUGUGGUUUAUUUACCAAAGUGACGCAAAAGUUGUGUUUAAAGGCCUUCAGCAAUUUGCAUAUGAUGGUAGCUCCCUUUAAAAAUGUCACAUGUUAUGAAAAUGUAAGUAAAUGCGCCAGUGCCUUUUCCAUUACAUCCUCAUAUGAAGAGAUUCUGACAGACGUUGAGUUUAUAAAGAGUUGUUUUUACAGAA